UAGUGGCACGACAAAAGCUCACACAUUUCAAAGUACUGCUGCAGUGAGACGGAAGAAUAACUAGCAAAGUGCGGUCCCCAGCUCCAUAACCAUAAAACAGAUUCUUUCCACCGCUCCAUUACUUUCAAUAACCGAAAGAGAGAAAGGGUUUGCACAGGAAAAGCAAGGGAAUGGCUUUCAGAAGCGCGAUCACACGCCGGUUGAUCAGGCAGAAGAAGAAUGCGAUGGGAGCAAGAUCCAUGUCAUUAUGGUGGCAGAGCGUUGAGCCAGCUCCAAAAGAUCCGAUCCUCGGAGUAACCGAGGCUUUUCUUGCCGACCCAAGUCCUGCUAAAGUCAACGUUGGAGUUGGUGCGUACAGAGAUGAUAAUGGAAAGCCAGUUGUUUUGGAAUGUGUUAGAGAAGCAGAGCGUAGAAUUGCUGGCAACUUAAACAUGGAAUAUCUUCCGAUGGGAGGGAGUGUGAAUAUGGUAGAAGAAACAUUGAAAUUAGCCUAUGGAGAGAAUUCUGAGUUCAUUAAAGACAAAAGGAUAGCAGCAGUGCAAUCCCUCUCUGGGACUGGAGCAUGCCGACUUUUUGCAGAUUUUCAAAAGCGUUUUCGACCUGAUUCCCAAAUCUACAUACCAGUUCCAACAUGGGCUAAUCACCAUAAUAUUUGGAGAGAUGCUCAGGUCCCUCAAAACACCUAUCAUUACUAUCAUCCAGAGUCCAGGGGCUUAAAUUUUGCAGCACUGAUGGAAGACGUUAAGAGUGCUCCAGAUGGCUCAUUCUUUCUACUUCAUGCUUGUGCUCAUAAUCCUACUGGUGUUGAUCCAUCUGAGGAAGAAUGGAGAGAGAUUUCACAUGUAUUCAAGGUAAAAAAUCACUUUGCCUUCUUUGAUAUGGCGUAUCAAGGUUUUGCUAGUGGUGAUCCAGAGAGAGAUGCAAAAUCCAUCAGGAUUUUCCUCGAGGAUGGUCAUCAUAUUGGCAUUGCCCAAUCAUAUGCGAAAAAUAUGGGGCUUUAUGGCCAGAGAGUAGGAUGCCUCAGUGUGCUCUGUGAAGAUGAGAAACAAGCAGUGGCUGUAAAAAGUCAGUUGCAGCAACUUGCAAGACCCAUGUACAGCAAUCCACCUGUUCAUGGUGCACUUAUAGUCUCGACUAUCCUUGGGGACCCAGACUUGAAGAAAUUAUGGCUCAAGGAAGUGAAGGUAAUGGCUGAUCGCAUCAUCUCCAUGCGGAUGGCUCUGCGAGAAAACCUUGAAAAACUGGGUUCACCUUUGUCAUGGAAGCACAUUACUAAUCAGAUUGGCAUGUUUUGCUAUAGUGGGAUGGCACCUGAACAAGUUGAUCGUUUGACAAAAGAAUUCCAUAUCUAUAUGACCUGUAAUGGCCGAAUCAGUAUGGCUGGCGUUACAACAGGCAAUGUGGGAUAUUUGGCAAAUGCUAUACAUGAGGUCACAAAAUCUGGUUAGGCUCAUGAGCAGAAGCUAGAGGUUAUAGGUGCAUACUGCAUAGGGUGACAGUGUGAAAGGAGUUAAAUAUCUUCUUUUCUUUUCUUUUUUUCCCUCUUCCCCUUUAAUGAUUUGGGAAGGGACAAUAAAUUAUUUCUGCUGGAGUCAAGUUCCUGCAGUGUUGAGCAGAGUACAAUUUACAGACCAUACUUUAGGGAGUUUAUUAGCAACUGAGGAGCAAUGUUGAUUUGUUCCUUCGGAUGAGUCAUACUCAAGUUUGCCUGCUUUGAAAUAAAUUGGCAAAACGAUUUUGUUCUUUACCUCCUAAGAAAUAAUAAUUAUUUUUUUUUAAAAAGAAA
This is a messenger RNA of Ricinus communis (castor bean), 1786 nucleotides long. RefSeq names its product aspartate aminotransferase, mitochondrial. NCBI's taxonomy places the organism in Eukaryota, Viridiplantae, Streptophyta, Magnoliopsida, Malpighiales, Euphorbiaceae. Gene Ontology annotation, molecular function: L-aspartate:2-oxoglutarate transaminase activity; pyridoxal phosphate binding. Gene Ontology annotation, cellular component: mitochondrion. The transcript has 10 exons. Gene Ontology annotation, biological process: amino acid metabolic process; biosynthetic process. The coding region runs from base 171 to 1448 and encodes 425 amino acids. The record is from RefSeq and is a predicted model, not a curated record.